AUGGACAAUCAAGAUCUCAAUUUACAGUAUCAGAGCAGGAAAGUCCCUCCACCAAAUAUGGUUCCUCCAUCUCAACCUACAUCACAACAUCAACAACAGUUAACACCACACGCUCCAAGUGGAAGACCCGCAACCCCUAGGAUGUUAAGGAGUAUAAGUGGGACUUUAAAAUCCAAAACUGAACUUAAUAAUUCAUCCCGUGAACGAACUCAAGAUUAUAAUAAUGGGGCCAACAAUACCAAUUCACCUCAUUACGUCACCAACAAUACUAUGGAUACGCAUAAGAGACAACCAAGUUUUCCACAACAAACCUCUACUCCAGUUACACAAGAUCAAAGAAAUAUCAAAGUACAGGCACCUACUGCUGUACCUGCAGACCAGCAGCAACAAAAGGGAAAGUUAUUGCCACCAGCAUCGAUCCCAAGUCCUUCUAGCCAGAUGCAUCCUGCUCCAACUCCAACUGGAGUCUCUCAGACGACAAAUUUAUCGUCCAGACAAAAACAAUCUGCACCACUGCCUGCUUCCAAUCAAUCGGCCUCACAUAAUCAUACCACCUCCAGCAGUAACAGUAAUAGUCAUGCUCAGCACCACCACCACCAUCAUCAUCAACAACAACAGCAGCAGGAGCAGCAGCAUCAACAACAACAACUGCAACAACUGGGUCAUGGAUCUCUGCAACAACAGCAAUUUCACAGAAAGUCUAUCGGUGAUUGGGAUUUUGUUAAGACCAUUGGUGCAGGGUCUAUGGGUAAAGUCAAGCUUGCACAACACAAUACGACUCAUGAGAUCUGUGCUGUGAAGAUUAUACCAAGAGCAGCAAAAUUGUAUCAAAGAGCUCAUGCAAAUGAUCCUCCUCCACAAACAACACAGGAAGCAGCACAAAGACAUAAGGAAUUCGAAAAAGAAGUGGCCAGAGACAAACGUACCAUCCGUGAAGGUGCGUUGGGUAGAUUGUUGUACCACCCAUUUAUUUGUCGAUUGUAUGAAAUGGUACCUAUGACCAAUCAUUAUUAUAUGUUGUUUGAGUAUAUCGAAGGUGGGCAGAUGUUGGAUUAUAUUGUUGCACAUGGAUCAUUGAAAGAACGCCAUGCUAGAAAAUUUGCAAGAGGUAUAGCUUCUGCCUUAGAUUACUGUCAUAGAAAUAAUGUGGUUCAUCGAGACUUGAAAAUUGAAAAUAUAAUGAUUAAUGAGAAAGGAGACAUCAAGAUUAUUGAUUUUGGUUUAUCCAACUUGUAUUCACCAAGAAAUUUAUUAAAAACCUAUUGUGGUUCUUUGUAUUUUGCUGCACCAGAAUUGUUAAGUGCCAAACCAUAUAUUGGACCCGAAGUUGAUGUGUGGUCAUUUGGUGUGGUUCUUUACGUGUUGGUUUGUGGUAAAGUACCUUUUGAUGAUCAAUCUGUCUCUAUACUUCAUGAGAAGAUCAAAAAGGGUAAUGUUGAGUAUCCAAGUUUUCUUUCACGUGAAUGUGUUUCAUUGCUUUCGAAAAUGUUGGUUGUUGAUCCAACAAAGAGAGCCAGUCUAUAUGAAGUUUGUCUGCAUCCGUGGAUGAACAAAGGAUAUGAUCAUCGAGUCAAUAAUUAUCUCCCAAAGAGAGAGCCAUUGCGUUUUCCAUUAGAUCCAGAGAUUAUCAAGGUUAUUGCCAAUUAUGAGUUAGGUACUGUCCAAGGUGUAACCGAUGAAUUAACAGCCAUUUUGAAUAGUGUUGAAUACCAAAUGAGUUGUGAAAAUUGGUAUAAAGCGGCAGAACAAGGAAGAGAUUAUUACUCUUCAUCGAAUGUUCACAUUUUGCCGGACCCAACAGGAGGAUUCCAUCCAUUGGUUUCGAUUUAUUAUUUGGUAGAUGAAAUGAGAAAGAGAAAGAAAGCUAAAGAGGAAGCUAUCAGAGCACAGCAAAGAGCACAAGUUCCAACUAUUGCACUUCCUGUUCCAAGACAGCAACAACAACAACAACAACAACAACAACCACAGCAAACUCAAUCGCCCCAACAAGAAAUGGUGCAACAGCUUGCUAAACAAGAACCAGUUCGUCCACCUUCACAACCACAGACAAUUGCAUCUAAUGAUGAUCAUCAUGAAGUCACUGAAGCCACCCAGGUUGCUGUUUUGGCUCAAAUCAGUCCAGCCAAUACUCAACAAAAUACACCAACACCAAGAAUUGUCGAGACUUUCCCAACCUUGGAUCCUGCUAAGCAACAGGCAUCAGGACAAGGAGAUGCAUCUGCUAGUAUUCCUACACCACCACCAGCAUCGAUUCCGGUUCCAGAACAAGCCCAUACAUCAUCGGGACCAUCUUCAUUCAACCAAACCCAAACAGCAGUCAAUGAUACUGAUAGAUUGUCUAUUCCAGACCAACAAAGUCCAAGAAGUAACACGCCAAUGGAAACAUUGGAUCCAGCCAAGGCUAAUACUGCGGGUGCAACUACUAAUACUGGUGCAGCCGGUGGUACAGUUGGUGGUGCUGCUGGUUUUAACUCCUUGUUGAGAAGAUUAUCUUCAAAGAAAUAUAAGGGUACUACAUCUCCAAAGAAAGCAGAAUCUCCUCUGGCAAGUGCUGUCCCUGUUGAUGUUGAUAGACUUUCUCCUCAAGUUUCGAUCAAGGCAGAUCCAAUGAUUCGUCGUGGUGUUAGUAUGAAGGUUACUGCCAAGGAGAAGCAAACUGGUAUAAGGUCCUCCGCAAACACACCAGCUACUACAACUGUCAAUUCGUCUGCAGCCGCUAGAAAUGAUAGUAUUAAAAGAAAAACUCAACAUGGACGUUCUGCAUCUACAUCACUUAAAUAUCAAGCAUUUGUACCAGUCGAACAGUUGCCACCAUUGCCCACUAUUGACACCAACACCAACACAAUCAUUCCAGAUAAUAACAAACAGCAACAGCCAGCAGCACAGCAACCACAAAGUACCUUUUUAUCACCUACUGGUGAACGUAAGAUGCAUCCUACUGCUAGAGCCAAAUCUGUUGGUGGACAUAUUCGUAAGGAUUCAUAUGGCCGUACUGCUGCUGUUGCACAAGGACGACCAUUACCUAAUUCAAUGGCUAAUCAAAAUAGUGAUGAAGUUGUUAGUAAGGAUACGGAUGGAUUCUUUGAUGAUGUCCAGUUGGAUGAUGUUGAUUAUCAAGAAGUUCCUCACCUUACAGAAGCUCAAAUUAUGGAUCAAUACAAUCAUGCUAAACCAAAUAGCAUGCCAUCAAUUGAGCAUUGCAAGACAUUAUUCUUGAAAGGGUUUUUCAGUGUGCAAACCACAUCUUCUAAACCAUUACCCGUAAUCAGAUAUAACAUUAUUAAUGUUUUGAGUAAGUUGGGUGUUAAAUUCCAAGAAGUAAAAGGUGGAUUUGUUUGUGUACAUACCCCAUCUGUACAAGCUGAAUCAAAUACUUCAGCCAAUAGUACUGUGCUUGAUGAAGAACAUAAAUUGUAUGGAGAUGCUUUUAAGUCUAAGUCAAGUCAAGAAUUGUAUGAUGAACAAUUGACUGUUUCUGAAGGUACCAAGACUCCAAGUAGGCAACCAUCGUUACAACUUCAGACUCAAUUCCCAAUGUCUCCAACAGCAGCCAAAUCCCAUAGAUCUACCAAUUCUAUUGGAAGCACUGGGGCUGGUAGUACAAGUGCUGGUGGUGCUGGUAGCACUACACCGGGUGCUCCAAGACGUAAAUUUUCCAUUGGUAAUGCAUUUAAUACUUACCGUAAGAAGAAUGGAUCACAAGUAUUGAUGCCGCCAAACACACCAGCUACGGCAAAGGUUUUACAUGGAUUGUAUGAUGAUGAUGAUGAUAACGAAGAUGAAGAAGGCGUUGAAGCUGAAGGAGAUGAUUAUGAAUAUGAUGAUUCUGCAGAUUCACUUAAUGGAUAUGUUGGAGGAAGUGAUAUGUUGAUUUCUUCAAGAAUUGAGCAACGUGCCAAGCAUCAAAGAACAGUUAGUACAUCAAGUCAACAUAAUAAGAUGGCUAGUAAAUCACCAUUGAAAUUUGAAAUUCAUAUUGUUAAGGUUCCAUUGGUUGGAUUAUAUGGGGUUCAAUUCAAGAAACUUUUAGGUAACACUUGGAACUAUAAAACAUUGGCUAGUCAAAUAUUGAAUGAAAUGAAUUUAUGA
Molecule: messenger RNA, 4089 nt
Organism: Candida tropicalis MYA-3404
Lineage: Eukaryota; Fungi; Ascomycota; Pichiomycetes; Serinales; Debaryomycetaceae
Gene: KIN2
Product: serine/threonine protein kinase
Exons: 1
Coding region: 1-4089 (1362 amino acids)
Biological process (GO): microtubule cytoskeleton organization; protein phosphorylation; intracellular signal transduction
Cellular component (GO): cytoplasm
Molecular function (GO): tau-protein kinase activity; protein serine/threonine kinase activity; ATP binding
Source: RefSeq, a predicted model, not a curated record